AUGGGUAAAACCGGACUCUACAGCCUCCUCUACUUCAUCCUCCACUCACCAUUUCUCAUCUGUGCACAUGCCGCAUUUACCGAAGUCCCUAAAGAUGUGAGCGUGGGGGAGGGCGAGGACGCAGAGAUGCCCUGCGCCUUCAAGGCUGUCAGCGCGGCACCGAUGGCUCUGGAGAUCCAGUGGUGGUACCUGAAGGAAGAGCAGUCCGAGGAGCUGCCAGACGAACUGCAGAUCAGCUCUCCGGCCAGCAGAGCCAAGAUUGUUCCAAGAGAGGCCACGAAAAUAAGUACGGUGCGCGUGCAGGGGAACGCCAUCUCGCACCGCCUCAGCCUGUCCAAGAUAAAGAAGGAAGACGAGGGCAUCUACGAGUGCCGCGUGUCCGAUCUGUGGUCCGACGAGACUCAGGAAUUCACCGUCCACGCGGCGCUCCGAGUCACCCGUGCCGACGCCAUGGUGGCAGAGGAGGCCGUGUCCCACAUCCAGAACCGCUGGCCGCUCCGGAAUACCAACGCGGGGCUGGGCGCGGGCGGAGUUGCCGGAGGCGCGGGAAUACCAGGAGCGGGCCGGGCCACCUCGGAGCCUGGCGUGGGAGGACCAGGGGGGCAAAAGGCGGGAGGGACCAGAGGCAAGGGCCCGCAACAGGCUCAACCGGGUCUCCUGCCGUCUAUCUCCACCACCGCCUCCGCAGGGGUGAAAUCGGCCGCCGCCUGCCCUCUGCCUGCGCUCUGGCAGCAACUGGGAGCCGGUGAGUGUCUCCCUGACCCCCGAUCGAUAGCGGCAUUUUACAUCGAUUAG
Knipowitschia caucasica is the source of this 795-nucleotide messenger RNA. The record is from the annotation of a GenBank genome assembly. Lineage: Eukaryota; Metazoa; Chordata; Actinopteri; Gobiiformes; Gobiidae.